This is a messenger RNA of Camelus dromedarius (Arabian camel), 6106 nucleotides long. It is a transcript of the gene SNX30, whose product is annotated as sorting nexin family member 30. Gene Ontology annotation, molecular function: phosphatidylinositol binding. Gene Ontology annotation, biological process: piecemeal microautophagy of the nucleus; reticulophagy; endocytic recycling. The transcript is spliced from 9 exons. The record is from RefSeq and is a predicted model, not a curated record. Gene Ontology annotation, cellular component: early endosome; phagophore assembly site. Lineage: Eukaryota; Metazoa; Chordata; Mammalia; Artiodactyla; Camelidae. The coding region runs from base 280 to 1593 and encodes 437 amino acids.
UGGGCUCCCGGGCCAAGGUGCGAGCUGACCCGCGCCGCGCUCGGGCGCCGAGCCGGGGCACGCGGCGCGGAGCGGAGCAGCCAGGCCCAGCCAGCCCAGCGCGGGCAGACACGAGCCGGCGGGCGGCGGUGGCGGCUGCAGCGGCGGCUCCCAGCCCGGCCGGUGCUGGGCCUCCGACCGAGCCGCGGCCGAGCGACGCCUCGGCCCGGGCGCUGGGGGAUCCCGCGGCGGCGAGCAGCAGGAGGAAGCGGCGGCGGCGGGUCCCGAGCGGUGCGCGCCAUGUCGGGCGGGCCCCCCAAGGCCCUGCCGUCCACGGGGCCCCACUCCCUGCGCGACAUGCCGCACCCGCUGGCCGGCUCCAGCAGCGAGGAGGCCGUGGGCGGCGACAGCACGCCCAGCCCGGACCUGCUGAUGGCCCGCAGCUUCGGCGACAAGGAUCUCAUUUUGCCCAACGGCGGGACUCCAGCAGGCACCUCGAGUCCAGCUUCUUCAUCUUCCCUUCUCAACAGACUCCAGCUUGAUGAUGACAUUGAUGGUGAGACCAGAGACCUCUUUGUCACGGUUGAUGAUCCCAAGAAGCACGUGUGUACAAUGGAGACCUACAUCACGUACAGGAUCACCACCAAAAGCACUCGGGUGGAGUUUGACCUGCCAGAAUAUUCUGUUCGUCGAAGAUACCAGGAUUUCGACUGGUUGAGGAACAAACUGGAAGAAUCCCAGCCCACUCAUCUCAUUCCCCCACUUCCUGAGAAGUUUGUAGUGAAAGGUGUUGUGGAUCGUUUUUCAGAGGAGUUUGUGGAGACCAGAAGAAAGGCUCUGGAUAAAUUCCUGAAAAGAAUUACGGAUCAUCCUGUGCUCUCCUUCAAUGAACACUUUCACGUUUUCCUCACUGCUAAGGACCUGAACGCCUAUAAGAAGCAAGGGAUGGCGCUGCUGACUCGAGUGGGCGAGUCGGUCAAGCACGUCACCGGCGGCUACAAGCUGAGGAGUCGGCCCCUCGAGUUCGCAGCCGUAGGCGAGUACUUAGACACGUUUGCACUCAAGCUGGGGACGAUUGAUCGAAUAGCCCAGCGGAUCAUCAAGGAAGAAAUAGAGUACCUCGUGGAGCUGAGAGAAUACGGGCCGGUGUACUCCACGUGGAGCGCGUUGGAGGGGGAGCUGGCCGAACCCCUGGAGGGCGUGUCAGCUUGCAUCGGCAACUGCUCUGCGGCCUUGGAAGAGCUGACGGAUGACAUGACAGAAGACUUUCUACCUGUGCUCAGGGAAUAUAUUUUAUACUCUGACUCCAUGAAGAGUGUGCUGAAGAAGCGGGACCAAGUGCAAGCAGAGUACGAAGCCAAACUGGAAGCCGUGGCCGUGAGGAAGGAAGAACGGCCCAAGGUACCAGCAGAUGUUGAGAAGUGUCAGGAUCGGAUGGAGUGUUUCAACGCUGACCUGAAAGCCGACAUGGAGAGGUGGCAGAACAACAAGAGGCAGGACUUCCGGCAGCUGCUCAUGGGAAUGGCCGACAAGAACAUCCACUAUUACGAGAAGUGCCUCAUGGCGUGGGAGUCGAUUAUCCCGCUGCUGCAGGAGAGGCAAGAGGCCAAGUAAGUUGCUUCCUGGGACAGAGACUCUUCCACCUGCGCGGGGCCUGGCACCCACCCCGGGAUGUCCCUGCGGUGCCAGGGAGGCGGCACCGAGAGGACCACCGCAGAACCAUCUCUCCUCCAUGUACUUCUGUCCCUUCCCCUUGCCUCCGUCCGACCGUUGUUUUCAGUUCGUAUUUAUUCCUUGGUGGCGUCUGUCAGGCGUACUCAUCUCUCAGCGGAAGAAGCAUACCUCCACGUUGUGAAGGGGCCUGUUCAGGGGGACCCUGCGAAGAUUUGAAACUGCGGGACCAGACAGCCCUCGGCGGACAGUCUGACAUCUCGUUACAGUGCCCUGUUUGGGGAAGAGAACCCGGGUCCUGCUUUGCAAGGGCGCGAGGAAGGCAUGAAUGGAAGGCAGCCCUGGCUUUCUGUGGAUACACAGUCGACCCAGAAUUGACCUCCGUGGGCCUGGCUUGUCAUCCUACAAGGGAGGUGUCGGCACCUCAGCGGCAAGUCCUUAAUGAACUGGCCUGCUGCCUGCCUGUGAUGAGUGACACCUGGGUUAUGGUUUCCGGUUCAUGCAGGACCACUGAGAUCAGUGUCUCGAUGCAUCUGCACCAGAGCGAGCGAGCCUGCAUCCCUGUCCUUGUGCGAUGCCUUGGGAGACUGAGGGGGCAGUGCUCCCCGAACUUGUUUGACACUAAAAUGCAGAUUGAAAACUGUUUUGUGUAAAAUGAAGAAAAGGUGCAUUUUUCUCUGUGACGUUCUUCAGUGUUCUUCUUUUGCUCGUUACAUGUCAUCAGGGUAGAGAUUAGGCCCGUUAGGGAAUAUCCGUCGUCUUGAAGUUGGAGCCGCUCCCCGGUGGUUGAGCCCAGCGGGCAUGUCCCAAGCCCCGCCUCCCAUGUCUGCUUUGUGCAGUUUGCCUUUACCUCACUGAAAAUUCCUAGUUUAAUGUUUCCUGCUGUGUCCCCUGAAUGUUUGGGCAAACUUUCAGCAAGAGGCUGGCGGGUUGUUAUGAUACAGUCAGGAUUUGUUACACUCAGUGUGGGUGCUCUGCAUGAAGUGCUUUAACCUUAGUAUUUCCUGGUCAGGAAGAAAAGUCUGUAUCCGGAUGGGCCUCAAAGAUGAUGUGUAUGAUUGAACUCUUUGCUUCUAGUUGAGCUCAAACCUCCUCAAUUUGCAGCUCAGUUCCUGGGGACUGCUGGCUGCAACGAGAGUCUUCAUUUCAAACUAUCACCAGGUUUACUUUUCAAGUGUGUCAGCACAAAACAGACAAAAAGGAUCUCUCUUCCAACUCGUUUUUUUUUUUCCCCUCUUGAAGUGAAGCUACCUGCGUCAUGUUUGUGUUCUUUCAUCUGUGGCUCAUCUGUGUCAAAUUAUAAAUCUGAGCCUCAAGCAGCAGGAGUAGUGGUAUUAUUUUAAUGAAACCCUGUGCUGAGACACCGCUGCACGUGCAAGUUAACCUGCACUUACUGGUCACCGUGCAGCCUGCUGAAAUCACUUCAUUCCGCAUCUAGCUGCAGAGUUGGUCCCGGGUCAGCCACAGCCGUGAUGCUGGCGGGGCAGCAGUUGGACAACACAGAACAGUUUGGUUCUGUUCUUAUCAUGUUUGAAAAAGUCGUGGUUUUAAAUGAUAAUUUUUAUAUCAAUUGGUACUUACAUGCGCUGUUAGACCCCAUUCAUGCCAUUCUAAAAUCCUUUGAUGUGAAGUUUUUGUUUGGUACAAUUAGAAAUGAUUCAUUGAAGCAGAAGGGUCAGAACAGUCCAUCGACCCCGAGCGGUGAUUCAGUGUUUCAUUCUACCUCUAAGCCAUCACGUUGGCGUGGGUGUGGAUGGCCAGGUCCAACCUGACAUGUGGUAGAAUCAGGGCAUGUACCUAAUAGUAAGUUAAGGACCUUCUAUUGAUAUUUGGCAGAAGACAGUAAACUGACCCAGAGCCAAAUGCUCAUCUUUGGGAGUGUGAGGUCUUGCCUGGUGGAAUGUAUGCUUUAAAAAUAUUGUCCAGUGUAACGAAUGCUUGGAAAGACCUGUGGAAGAAGUUACAGGAAGACUAGGCUCUAGUCCGCUGCAGUUGCCAAAGCGCAGGGACAUGCCUGUGGAAGGGUUAGUUGCACAAGAAGGCAGCCCCUCAAAAGAAAAAAAAAAACAAAACCCAUCAGGUUCCUCAUUGGGACAUUUGGGGAAGAGAGCAGGGUACACAGUCAUUCCCUUACAUUAUUGGAGGCAGAAGACUGGUUUUGAAGGGAUUCUGGCAUCUUGGGCUUUUGUCUUUAUUUGUUUGGUCCCCACGUGAUGUCCCUUUGCUUUAAGACCCCAGAGAGAGCUGGAAUAAGGCAGGCCAACCUCCAGCAUGCCAUUGAUAGCAGAGCUUGGGAAACCAGGGUAUGUUGCAGCCUUUCUUAGAGAAAUGGUCUUUCCAGGAAAGGGAUCCUUGUCCCUCACUUCGGCCGGGCAUCUGAUGAGGUGAGGAGGCUGGCCCAGAAGGCAAGGGGUAGGAGGCAGUGGAGGAGGCCCUCCCGCCCUUCCUACUCCCACAGCUCCCUCGGGCCCCAAGCAUUCCCCUCCUCACCUCCAUCAGCAUGAAGGCUAUUCCUUUUGAGACGUGUAACCUGGAGAUUUCUGUGCCAAAGACAGCCUCGUGGAGGCUUCGUCGCCCUAUCCUCCUUGGCUCCACAAAGUCGUGGUGCUGAGAUCACCAACCCCCCUCUUGUAUUUAUUUUCCAGGAGAUUUUGGCUUGAGGAUGCGCUGCCUUGCACGUGGACAGGUUUUCAGGCUUGAGCACAUGGCAGUGGAGUGGAAAGUCAUCCCUGUCAACUGUCCCUAGGGCCAGGGAUGCAAAAGUAUCCACUCACCUGGGUUAAAAAUCCAGGCUAAGGUGGAAGAGAGAAUUCCUAGAAACAAAGCAGAUUUUAGAGAUUCAGGUGAUUGUCGAAGAGAGCAGUCGUGAUUUGUAGCAGAUACGGACAGUGUUUGUCCUUAUCACAUGCUGGAUCUACAGGGAAGACUCCAGGCCACUCUGCUCAAAGCAAGGAACUGCUGCUCCUGCUGGAGGAGAGAACGGAUUACACAGCCAGGUUCGGGAUUGGGUUUUAUCCUUCAUUAAGAUUUGAUGAUUCCUGGUGACCUCAGAUAAGUGCGAUUAUGGAUGUGAUUGGCUCGUAUUUCACUGUGCUGCUCAUGGAACCCACCACAACCCUUUCUUUAGCUGAAAUAACAAAAACCAGCACAACUCUGGGGAUCGUGGUGAAUGUACGCUAAGUUUGUCUUCACGCCAAAUUUCAGCCACACCCGGAGUGUGUUCUACAGUGUUGUUGAAUGUGUUUUCUCAGUGGCCGUCCACACGAGGGAAUCAAACGCAUACCUGCUGCUCAUUUCUUGUGAGGCUACCUUUUGUGAUGGGACGACAGGAAGUUCUGUUGAGAGAAGGGCACGAUGCUGUGUGGUGGUCUGCACGUGGACCUUCGCUCUCGGGACAGUAUCAGCCCAAGAAACACCCAGAGUUUGUGUGACGUGGCCCUGUCAUCAAUAGCAUUGACAUCAUGGGCACCUGGCUUUGUCUGGACGCCAUUCACUGGACUGCACAAUGGUCAUUCUCUGCACUCUGUCCUGAGCUGGCAAGAGGAGGGAGAGGGGAGUCCAGAGCAGCCUCUCUUCUGAGUAGAAAAGGCUGUUUUGGGCAGCCAGAGUAGAGCCCAGUUCUGACUCAUCCUAAGACCCAAACAGGUGAGGCCAACACAGGUCUACCUGUGGUCAGGGCAGGGCACGUGGAUCUUGGACUCUGCCUUCCCAGACGCCAACAUUCAAGGUCUGUGGAAACUGGAUAAUCUCAUAAGGCUGGAGUCACACUGCCUUGGCCAUCCCUAUCUACAGAAUUAUGUUGGGUGUUUGGGUCCCCCUUCUCACUUUCAAAAGUCCUCUAGGUGGCGCCAGCUUGGACACUCACUUCCUGUGUUUUCUCUGUUCAGAAGGCAAGUAAACUUGAGGGAGAUGUCAGCCCUCGGGGCAGACCUACAGCUUGGGCUGCGUGUGUUGGAGUUGUUCACCUCUCCCUCGUGGUUUUUUUUUAAUUCAGUGAAUAAACCGGAAAGCUGAUUUUUCAUCAACCCACCCAAUAGGUGGUUAGCUUUCUGUGUUAAGGGUAUCUGGUCUCCUCAUAGUUGCACCGAUCAGAGUGUGUGUGCAGGGCUGUCUGCAUGGGGAAAGGGUGGGGGUGUUAGGUGGGCCGUGACUGUUCUUUCUUAAUCAUACAUGUUUGAAAUACUCUCUGGGUAUGAGUGUCUAACCCUUUCUGUGUGGCAAAAAAAAAAAGUUAUCCAGGUAGUUUUUACUACUACAGAUAGCCUGUAAAUAAGUGCUUUGAAAAAAUAACUUUAACAAACCGAUAAGCUAUUUGUCUCAUUUAUAAUCAUUCUGUGUACCUAGCACUUGAAACUCAACAAAUCUGGACUUUUAGAAAUGCCACAGACUGUUAAAAAAAAAAAAAACCUAACUACUUUUUGAGAACUUGUCAACACCUACUAAUAUGCCUUAUUCU